Molecule: messenger RNA, 1641 nt
Organism: Aspergillus fumigatus Af293
Lineage: Eukaryota; Fungi; Ascomycota; Eurotiomycetes; Eurotiales; Aspergillaceae
Gene: icsB
Product: putative spore wall assembly protein Dit1
Exons: 1
Coding region: 1-1641 (546 amino acids)
Source: RefSeq, a predicted model, not a curated record
AUGUUGUCCAACACCAUCACGAUCGUUCCCAGCAUCGAAACCCGGGUCGUUGAGCCCCUCCCGCAAUUUGAUACCUCGCGCCGGUUGAGCUUCCCCGUGAGCCUUCCCCUCGAUUCGCUGGCGGGGGCGAGAAAGAAGGCCGCAAAUGAAGCUCUUGUCGAACGCAUCGCGGAGAUCAUCGCCUCAUACCGCAUCAGCGGACCUGACGACCGGUAUGAGGUUGUAUACAAGCCCAAGCUGCUCGACACGCUGCGGUAUUUUGUCUCCAAGCAGGAACCCGUCAACAUGGUGGUCCCCGCAUACCCGUUCAAGAGCCCGAACCGGGACGAGAAAGUGCUUGGGCCCGACCCGGAUGUCGGCGAGCGCAUGUCCCUCGAGCAUUUCAACUCGAUGGGUGCGCGCAUUCAGCAGAUCUACCCGCCUGGGGGAUAUGUGACCAUCGUCAGUGAUGGGUGCUGUUAUAAUGACCUGCUUGGCGUGUCGGACGAAGAGGUCUUCCGAUACGCAGAGGGCCUGCACCGCAUCGUGGACCGGCUGGGGCUGAAGCAUAUUAAAUUCUCCGACCCUUUCGACCUGAUCGAGGGACGGCACAAUGUCCCCGUCACUGAGGAGGAAUACGCCAGCCGCAUCGGCGAGCUGAAGGACUAUCUGUUCCGCUCGUACCACCCCGAUGGCUACGACUUUGACGAGGAACUGAGCAAAGAUCCCAACGCGGCCCUGACAUAUCGUGGCUACAUUCGGUUUCUCAUGUCCGAUCUCGCCCUCUUCUUCAAGGAGAGACAGAUGAGCAAGAACGCGAUCAAGAAACACUGCUCCACCGUCGCCCGCAGCAUGAUCAAGCGCGGCAAGGCAUUUUCCGCCCUCGUCGCCAGGGCCUCUCCCUUGCACGUCCGACUCUCGAUCCACGCCAGCGACAACACGGGCAAGCUUUCCGUUGCCCUGCUGCCGCACAAGCGGUACAGCACUUUCCCGGUCACCCCCUGGCACAACACACCCUACCUGGACACGACCAGCGUCUCACUCAGCUUGAGCCGGAAGCCCACGGACGGGGCCACCCCUUACCGUCUCUGCCAAGACGAGCUGGGCCUUCACUUCCUCUGCGCGGAUGUCCCCAUGUACCGCGUCAUCGAAACCCCGGACCUCCCGGCGCUCGCCCAGCAAGUCCAAUUCCAGCCGCUCUACCCGUUCGGGCUCAGGAUCAAGGUCCCAAGGGGCACGCCCAUCGGCCAAUUCCGCCUGGAGCGGGUCGCGGAACUAGCCAAGGUGCAUUCCCCCAUUAUCUUCGAGGGACUGGACCCGAUGGAGUACACCGCUGCCAUUGCGGAUGACUUCCAGCGCGUCGCCGGCGGCACGAUGUCGCUGAGCAUCUUACAUGAGGGCGUCGCAACGACCGCCAACACAGCAAGACACCUGGGCGGAUCCGCAGCGGCGUCGUAUUUUUUGCAGAUUUCGGCCGCGACCGGCGACGAUGCGCAGCCUGCGCUUCUGCCCUUCCUCGCGGCGGCUGCGGCGCUGGACGAUGUGCGGUAUCGUGUGUUGCAUCACUGGCAGGCCGGCCAUGCAGUUGUCUCGGACCACCGGGUUGCGCUGCCAGUGCAUUUGAGUCCGUCCAGUUUGAGGGUGCUACAUGGGGGCGUUUAA